AUGUCCGCACUACUACACCGCAGCGAUGGUAUGAAAGCCGUGCUCGCGCAGUACCCGAUGACGGACUAUCUGCGGCAGGAGAAGGCUACUGAGAUGUUGUCCAAUAUGCCAGCUGCGCCAGAGUCGACAAUCGAGAACUAUCACACGCCCGCGCGCUUCGAUCUCUCGUACGCGCUAGCUGCGUAUGGCAAGUACUUGACGUAUUUCGGCGAGGAUCCUAAACUGUGGCCGAUCGGACUCAUUGCGGAUGCGGCGGCGAUGCCCCCGACGUGGAUUAUUCACGGGGAGGCGGAUAAAGUGGUGGAGAUUGGGGAUAGUUUGAAGUUUGUGGACCAGUGGACGAAGAACGAGGUCAGGGGCGAGGUUAAGUUGAGUGUGUUGCCGGGGAUGGAUCAUGGGUUUGAUGAUGCGAUCAAGGAGGAUGAGGAGGAGUGGUUGAGGGAGGGGCUGGGGUGGGUUCAGGAGAAGUGGUUGGGAUGA
This is a messenger RNA of Parastagonospora nodorum SN15, 480 nucleotides long. RefSeq lists its product as hypothetical. NCBI's taxonomy places the organism in Eukaryota, Fungi, Ascomycota, Dothideomycetes, Pleosporales, Phaeosphaeriaceae. The transcript has 2 exons. Gene Ontology annotation, molecular function: serine-type peptidase activity. The coding region runs from base 1 to 480 and encodes 159 amino acids. The record is from RefSeq and is a predicted model, not a curated record. Gene Ontology annotation, biological process: proteolysis.